Protopterus annectens (West African lungfish) is the source of this 3011-nucleotide messenger RNA. It is a transcript of the gene PLA2G4F, whose product is annotated as phospholipase A2 group IVF. Gene Ontology annotation, biological process: glycerophospholipid catabolic process. The transcript is spliced from 20 exons. Gene Ontology annotation, cellular component: cytosol. The record is from RefSeq and is a predicted model, not a curated record. Lineage: Eukaryota; Metazoa; Chordata; Ceratodontiformes; Protopteridae. Gene Ontology annotation, molecular function: calcium ion binding; calcium-dependent phospholipid binding. The coding region runs from base 64 to 2598 and encodes 844 amino acids.
GAUUAGUGCCUUGUUUUCACUCAUGAUAUACCAAGAAUAAAGUGAGUCAAAACCUCUUUCAUUAUGUCUGCCACUGGCUUUUUUGGGCGACUAUCUUCCAGAACUUGGCCAAUUCUUGCGGCUGCUGUGUAUGCCAGUGAAGACAUUAACAGAGAGGAAAGCCUGCAAGCUAGUUGUGCUCAGAAAGAAGUUCACCCAUUCCGUGAUUUAACUGUGAGAAUCAUUGGAGCUAAAAAUAUACAGGGAGCAGACUUGCUAUCAAAAGCUGACUGCUAUGUAGUGCUACGACUGCCUACAGCAUCAUCAUCUCCAUUACAAACAAGAAUGAUUUCCAAUGACAACAAUCCAGUAUGGAAUGAAACAUUUUGUUAUCGAAUUCACAGUGCUGUGAAGAAUGUGUUGGAACUGAGUCUUUAUGACAAGGAUAUUUUCCUCAAUGAUCAUCUAUCCUCUGUUGUGUUUGAUAUUGAUAAACUGAAACCGGGAAAAAUUACUCAAACCUUCCCUUUAAACCAACAGGGCUCUGAGCAACUGGAUGUAGAGUUUGAAAUUAAAGAGAGCAAUGAACCCACUGGAGAAGUCUUCAGCAAUGGGGCAAUUGUGACUCGCCAGUGUAUUUUCGUUGAAGGCAGAUUCAAAGAAGAAAAUAUAUUUCAAAGGCAAAUAGCAAAUCAGACGUGCAGAGUAACUGUUGAAGGAGCCUAUCAAGAUAUGUUAUGUACCCCAUCUGAGGAUGCUGCAAGGUCUGACUCCAGGGAAAACUUCUGCUUUUAUAUGGAUCCAAAGUUGCAGACCAAGAUGGAGGUUAAUGUGGCUGAUUUCUGGACGGUACUGCAGGAUUAUAUAAAUCCUGAAACUGAGACACAAACCAGUGAUACAGCCUCUGCAUCAGUACCUCUGCAGGAUCUUCCCACUGGAGUGGAAGUGAAGCUUGAAUUUCCUAUAGGAAAGGGCCUGCCAGUGUAUUUGAAGGCUACUGAACUCUCUGGAGACCUUGAUGUACGUUUGGGUUUUGACCUGUCUAAGCAGGAGAAAGAGUUUCUGAACAAGAGAAGGGAUGUGGUUUCCCAGGCAAUGAAGAAGGCAUUAUCUUUGAAUGUAGUACCAGAGGAGGUACCCGUGGUGGCUGUUGUGGGGUCAGGUGGUGGAACCAGGGCAAUGACAUCACUAUAUGGUAGCCUUUCAGGGUUGCAAGAUUUGAAUCUGCUGGACUCAGUGACUUACCUGUGUGGUGUUUCAGGAUCCACUUGGUGUAUGUCAACAUUGUAUGAAGAUGCAAAGUGGUCAUGUAAACAGCUGCAGGGCGCUAUCAACUGUGCCCGUGAGAAUGUGGCCAGCAGCAAGGCAGCUGCCUUUUCCACAGAACGUAUAAAGUACUACUUUCAAGAGUUGACAGAAAAGCAGAAAAUGGGAGAGUGUGUUUCUUUCACAGAUUUAUGGGGCCUUGUUUUGGAGUACUUCCUGCAUGGAAAGGAGAACCCAGCCAAGUUAUCCCACCAACAGGAGGCAGUACAGUGGGGACAGAAUCCCUAUCCAAUCUAUGCCAGUGUAAACGUUAAGAAUGACAUGGAUACAAAAGACUUUGCAGAGUGGUGUGAGUUUACGCCUCAUGAAGUUGGCUUUCCAAAAUAUGGAGCUUUUGUACCAGCUGAGGAUUUUGGAAGUAGGUUCUUUAUGGGACGACUUAUUAAAAGAUACCCAGAGUUCCGCAUUCCUUUUUUGCAAGGAAUAUGGAGCAGUGCUUUUGCUGUUAACCUAGAUGAAAUUUGGCAAGGAAUGAUCGGUACCGAUUCGUCUUGGCUAAAUACCAUUCAAGAUGCCAUUAAGGUCACAGCUGAUAAUUUGAACCUUGGUUUACUGGAAAGUUGUGAACUUCAUACACGACUGAUUACUCCAUCUACUGCAUUUUCCCGGGCUUUGGAGGAAAUUUUCAAGUCUCGUCUUACAGCAAGUGAAAAUUUCAACUUCCUUCAGGGAUUCUACUUGCACAGGAAGUACAAGAGGAAUAGUGAUUUUGUUGCCUGGAGAGACACAGACAUGGAUGCUUUCCCUAAUCAACUGACUCCAUCAGCAUCAUGCCUGCACCUGAUAGAUGGGGGUUUAUCAAUAAAUUCUGCAUUUCCAUUAGUGCUGCGGCCUGAACGGAAGGUUGAUAUUAUUUUGUCUUUUGAUUACUCCUGGGACGGUCCAUUUCAGGUACUACAGCUGACAGAACAGUACUGUGCCGAACGUGAGAUUCCUUUUCCUAAAAUUGACUUGAGUAAUGUUGAUGUGGAAAAUGACUUGAAGGAGUGCUACAUGUUUGUCGAUGAAGAAAAUCCUCAUACUCCCAUAGUGCUUCACUUUCCACUGGUGAAUGACACAUUCAGGGAAUUCAAGUCUCCAGGACUCAAACGCCAGUCACCUGAAGAGAAAUCCUAUGGAGACUUUAUCAUUCACACUAAUGAUUCUCCUUACCAGACUCUGAGAUUCACUUACACCCCAGAAGACUUCAACAGGCUUGUGGAUGUAAAUCAUUACAAUGUAUGCAACAAUAAGGAGACCAUUCUGAAAGCUUACAGACUUGCCAUGACCAGAAAACAAGAGCAAAAAAAGUGAAGAAUGGUGAACCUAAUGUGAUGAAUCAAAGGCCAUGUGAUAUGCUGCUUAAAAUAAUUAUUUCUCUUACUGAAUACCUACUUUUGUUUUGUAGAGUUACUACUACUUCAGUCAGUUUAAAGUAUCAAGCAUUUCCAACCUUAUUUACUUAAAGAAAAUUUCAAUUUUAAUGGCUUUAGAAUACUUUUUUGUUAUUUCAUGAAAAGACUUUUUUAUUGGAACUAGAUAAGCAUUUUCAAGAGAAAGUCUGACUCAUCUGUAAGUGCAUAUUUGCUUGGUAGCCCUGAGAAAAUAUUUUUUACCUAUUUUUGGGUUAUGCUUGUUAUCUAUAAAUGUCAGAUCGAUAUCGUAUCCAAAAGUAAAAAACUGCUGCAAUUCAGCAUGUUUAUUCAUAAUAAAUGCAAUGGGUGAUA